AUGGACCAACGUGGAAUCGGUCGCAGUACAAUGCUAAAUUGCGUCGACAUGCCUUUGACUUCCACCUAUGUAUCGUCGGGCAGCAGCUUUAAUGUAUCGCAAGUCCCUGUGUGCGCUCAUGCUUUGGAAAAGAAAUACGGAUCCCUUUCUUCAUUUUCGAUCACGAGCGCUGCAAAGGAUGUUGCAACUUUUAUAUCUGACUUCUCGAAUGGUAUGAAUACUAUUGUGAGCGGCAUGAGCUAUGGUACCAUCGUUGCAGAACGAUUAAUUCAUCUCAACCCCCGUGAAGUGACGGGGUACUUUCUGGAUAGUAUAUUCACGACUUCUGGAGCACCUCAAGACAAGACCUUGUACACUUCAGCUUGGGACACGAAUUAUGGAAAGGUGGGUGAUGCUUUCAUGGCUCUAUGUAAAACGGAUAGCAAGUGCAGCAAGCAUUUUGUGCGAAACAGUCUGCAAGCUACGCUUCAAGAUUUGAUCACAAAAUUUGAUGAAAAUCCAAAGUCAAAAUGUGGUGCUCUUAUGAGCAAAUUGUAG
Molecule: messenger RNA, 537 nt
Organism: Peronospora farinosa
Lineage: Eukaryota; Oomycota; Peronosporomycetes; Peronosporales; Peronosporaceae
Source: the annotation of a GenBank genome assembly